Messenger RNA from Camelina sativa (false flax), 1095 nucleotides. The record is from RefSeq and is a predicted model, not a curated record. NCBI's taxonomy places the organism in Eukaryota, Viridiplantae, Streptophyta, Magnoliopsida, Brassicales, Brassicaceae.
AUGGUGAAAUAUAUGAACAUCAGGUAUAAGGCACGUCUCGUUGCUAAGGGUUACACUCAAGAAGAAGGGCUUCUUCUGGCUAUCUCUGCCAUUUAUGGAUUCACUCUUCAUCAAUUGGACAUCUCUAAUGCUUUCCUCAAUGGGGACUUAGAUGAAGAAAUUUACAUGAAGCUUCCUUUAGGUUAUGCAUCAAGAAAAGGGGACUCUCUUCCUCCUAAUGCGUUCUCGGUCACUCUUCUUGGCCUAGGUUUUGUUCAGUCUCAAUAUGAUCAUACUUGUUUCUUGAAAAUUACUACUGACGUAUUUCUCUGUGUGCUAGUUUACGUGGAUGACAUUGUCAUUGCCACCAACAAUGAUGCUGCCGCAAAUUGCUUGAAGAAUGAGCUCAAAUCUUGUUUUAAACUUCGUGACCUUGGUCCUCUUAAAUACUUCCUUGGUCUCGAAAUUGCUCGUUAUGAUGCUGGAAUUUAUGUUGGCCAGUGCAAAUAUGCUCUGGAUUUGCUCGAUGAGACAGGUUUAUUGGGAUGCAAACCGGUUGCUUCUCCCAUUGACCCUGGUGUUAAACUCUGCCAUGACUCUGGUGGUGACUUUGUUGAUGCCAAAUUCUAUCGGAGAUUCAUUGGUCGAUUGAUGUAUCUGCAGAUUACUCGUCAUGACAUCACAUUUGCGGUGAACAAGCUCAGCACUAUUUGUCUUGGUCUGUUCUAUUCCUCUAAAGCUGAGUUACAAAUUCAAGCCUUUGCUGAUGCAGACUACAACUCCUGUGUAGAUACUCGUCGCUCUACUUCCGGUUUUUGCAUGUUCUUAGGCACUUCUCUUAUUUCUUGGAAAUCUAAGAAACAGAAGGUCGUCUCUAAAUCUUCUGCAGAAUCUGAGUAUCGUGCAUUGUCUGUUGCUACUGAUGAACUCAUGUGGCUUACUAAGUUCUUCAAGGAGCUGCAGAUUCCUCUACACAAGCCGACACUCCUUUUCUGUGACAACGAGGCUGCUAUUCAUAUUGCCAAUAAAUUUGUCUUCCAUGAACGCACCAAACAUAUUGAAUCUUACUGUCACAGUGUGCGUGAACGGUUGAUUGCAGGUCUGUUUAAGCUCUAG